AUGGCGGGUCCAUGGUGGAGGCAGUGUCGGAGCUGGACUACAAUCUGUACCGGCUCGAGUUUAUUUGACACCUUGUGGUAUUUUAACGGCAGGUGUGUGUCCGUCUCCGCGUCCUCUUUGGGGCGGGCAUCCUGGAGCUCCGGGCCGCGCAACGAGAGGCGGCCAUCGGCACUACCAACUAAGAUAAAUACGAAAACUUUAAACUUUACAUCAUCUCUCACCAGACACAAGUUCCGGUUGCUGGAUCCCACACUACAGUCUUGCUGCUGCAGAAAGAUACACAGUGAUGCAAAGCUGAUGGACCCCUUCACAUUAGCCAAUAAAGAUUUACAAAGUUUAUUCGAUGACAUCAGAAAGGAACUUUUCGUAUCCAAAGAUGAGCUGAAGUCUCUAUGUGACUACUACUUUGAUGGCAAAGGCAAAGCAAUCCGACCAAUUAUAGUGAUCCUGAUGGCCCGGGCACUCAACAUCCACAGCAACAGAGCCGGAGAUUUGCUUCCAGGACAGAGGGCCUUAGCUAUGAUCUCAGAAAUGAUCCACACUGCCAGCCUGGUGCACGAUGACGUCAUAGACGGAUCGGAUAAACGGAGGGGAAAGAGAACAAUCAAUGACAUGUGGGGCGAAAGAAAGGCUAUCUUGGCCGGAGAUUUAAUCCUCUCAGCUGCCUCCGUGCUCUUGGCUCGUAUCGGUAACAACGCAGUGGUAAAAGUGAUGUCCCAGGUGAUAGAGGACCUAGUGCGAGGUGAGUUCAUGCAGCUGGGCUCUAAAGAGAACGAGAACGAGAGGUUCAAACACUACCUCGAGAAAACCUUCAAGAAGACAGCGAGUCUCAUUGCAAACAGUUGUAAAGCAGUAUCCAUUCUGGUGAAUUCUGAUCCUGAGGUUCAUGAAAUAGCCUACCAGUACGGGAAGAAUGUUGGCAUCGCAUUUCAGUUGGUGGACGAUGUCUUGGACUUUACAUCAGGAGCCAGUCAUCUGGGGAAGCCCACAGCUGCAGAUCUUAAACUGGGCUUAGCCACCGGACCGGUCCUGUUUGCUUGUCAACAGUUUCCUGAGCUCCACGCAAUGAUCAUGAGACGUUUCAGCUCUAAAGGAGACGUAGAUCGAGCCUGGCAGUACGUCCUUCAGAGCGAUGGCGUUCAACAGACCAACUACCUGGCCCAGCGGUAUUGUCAAGAAGCCAUCAGGCAGAUCAGCAGGCUGAGGCCGUCGGCAGAGAGAGACGCCCUCAUCAGGCUUACUGAGAUGGUCCUCACCAGAGACAAGUGAAUGUUCUCUGCCGGGAUUCACUUCAGGCAGCUACUGUACCUGUGGGGAAAGCAGCUCACAGUCUGCACUGUCUGCACAGGCCAGGGUCAAACAAUAACAGUGAGAGAAGCGAUGGAGUUUGGUUCCGAAGGACCCCCGGUGCUGAUUUUAGUACCAACACUCGAUGAAUAUGGCAGCAAUUGUCUGAACACUAAUCAAAACAGCACACAGGGGUCUCUCUGAACUGAUAUGUUUCAUGGCUCUCUCAACCACUCCCAAAAAUACACGAGGCCGAAUUAUUUAAUAAUACAAUGUAUAAAUACAUACUUCUUUUUUAAGCGCAAAUCUUCUGAUUCAGUAUCAACGGUGACGGUUUUGUAAAACAAACAAAUUAAUGGAUGGCACUGAAAGCUACAUGCCAACUCUUCAAUAUACAGUACUGUAAAGGCAACAACCUCCCAGGCCUCGAACUAGCCGACUGACAGUUUGUUACAUGCUAGUGCUGAGCUGUGGCGGUGUUGCAAAAUCUCUGUGAUUCCAAACACAAUGGAAGUGAGACUGUCAUUGGUGUGCUUGUUUGGAUCUGUGUUAUCGUCUUUUGAGAUCCGUCCACACCCCCAGAGGUCAAAAAGUCAUGUCUUUUUGACCUGUGAACGUUUACCGACCUUUAACAACUAAGGCCUUAACAUCUGCAAUGACUGUAUACUCAAUAAACCUACUAUUAUGUUUUUUAUUUAAACCAA
Messenger RNA from Morone saxatilis (striped sea-bass), 1991 nucleotides. RefSeq names its product prenyl (decaprenyl) diphosphate synthase, subunit 1 (gene pdss1). Gene Ontology annotation, molecular function: prenyltransferase activity. Gene Ontology annotation, cellular component: transferase complex; mitochondrion. Bases 1 to 1269 code for a protein of 422 amino acids. The transcript has 11 exons. Gene Ontology annotation, biological process: ubiquinone biosynthetic process; isoprenoid biosynthetic process. The record is from RefSeq and is a predicted model, not a curated record. Lineage: Eukaryota; Metazoa; Chordata; Actinopteri; Moronidae.